Messenger RNA from Daldinia caldariorum, 1125 nucleotides. RefSeq lists its product as uncharacterized. The transcript has 2 exons. NCBI's taxonomy places the organism in Eukaryota, Fungi, Ascomycota, Sordariomycetes, Xylariales, Hypoxylaceae. Bases 353 to 1102 code for a protein of 249 amino acids. The record is from RefSeq and is a predicted model, not a curated record.
CGCCACUGAUUGGCGGCACUGGUUCUGUUUCUCGCACUUACUGCUUUGGACCUCUUACCACUCUUUCAAUUGCCUUUGACUUAGUGAUCAAUUUUUUGGAUAAUACAAAUCGCGUUGCGUCGGGAUGCUCUUGAUUCUUCCCCCUCGCUGAAAACGCAUAGUUAAUACCCAAAAUCUUGUGCAUUUUUGUCAUUGAAAACUUGCGAUCAUCUCCAAAUCGGUCGGGAUCUCUGGGGGCCACUUUCUUCUCGAGCCCCGUGCGUUCACGAUUACUGCACGGCCGACAUCGAAUAACAUUCGACUCCGUACCUGACGUACUUUGUCAGCUCAGCGCAUUCCCCAAGUUCUAAUCAUGUCCGCUACAAAUAAUGGCGCCGCGGCAACAUCGUCUGCCAAGCGUUUCGAGCUUCCUGCUCUUGACUUCCACUUUGGCUCCCUAACCGACGGAACUGAUAUUCCACCCCCACCCCCAUCGCCUCCGUCACUUAAGGAAGAACUUCACAAAGAAAUUCCCAAGGAAGAGGUUCCCAAGGAGGCAGUUCCGAAGAAAGAGACUCCUAAGGAAGAAGUUCCGUCGCCGCCGAAGACACCGCUCCCGGAAGAGGUUGAGAGGAAGGAAACAAAUGGUGUUGUUAAUGGUCAUGGUACAUCCCCUAGCAAGCCCGAACUUAACACUGUCCCGGCCAAUAUCAGCGUAAAGCGCCCUGGUGAAGACGGCCCCGCGUCACCCGCAUCACACGCGUCGUCAAAUCGUGGCAGCCUCAGACGUUUGCUUAGCAGAAAUUUACUGAACAAUGCUUACGAUGAACAAGGAUCAUUACUUAGCCCAACCGCUUCUUCAAGACCCCCGAGCCGGACAGCAAGUACGAUUACGGAAGAGAAGAAGUCGAAACGCGCCAGCGGUUGGUUCAAAAAGUUACGGUCGCACGAUACUUCUUCUAAGAGAGCUAGCCAAGUAUUCGACCACCACCAGAUCCACCACCAGAUCGAGGAACCUAAGAAGCCAGCUGGUCCCCCUCCGCCGAUGAUUCCGGAGUUGAGCGCUCUUAAGACGAAAGUCGAUACUCAUCUCGGCGAUGACCUGUUUAAGGAAAUCAAAUAGGGAAUUGUUUCACAAACACAUGA